AUGGCCGUGGCUGUCUUUCACAAUUAUUACGAAACGAUGCUUGUCACUCCGUUAGAGUUCGCAGUUUGUGUUGAAGACAGAUAUCUUUCUACCAUUAUUACCAGGGUUUUGUUAUCUCACGGCGCUGACCCGAAUUUCUGUGGACAGGGAAAAUGCCCAUUGACAGAUGUCGCUUUUGCCGGGGCUACAACGGUCGAUGAUUUUUUUCUGGAAGCCGAUACAGGCAUUGGGCAAAGAAUCAAUGGCAACAGCCUCCGCAAUGCAACGAUACUCGGGAUAGCUGUCGCCGAGGGUAAUCUAGAAGCUGCUAGAUUAUUAGUCCUGGAAGGGGCAGAUACAAAUGCAUAUGAGCAAACAAAGCUGUACGGACAUGCAUGUCAAAUCACUGCGCUGGGCCUCGCCGCGGGUAGAGGAGAUAUUCCGAUCAUGAACCUACUUCUUGAUGCAGGUGCACGGGUCAAUCCGGACACUAGUUCAGAAAAUUGUGGUCCUCCUCUAGUAGUGGCCGUUUAUAGCUCUACGUUUGGAGCCAUGCACCUUGAAGAGAAACGAGCUGAGGUUGUCCGGCUUUUACUUGAUUCAGGAGCAGGAAUCCAUGCUGACAGUAGUCCAUUCUUGGCUUGCCAUGAAAAUUUAAGAAAGUGCUUGAUGACAAGACUUCUAUCGUUCAAUGACCUGGACUCAUUUCGCCUCUUGUUAGAUGCUGGAUGUGAAGCAAGUUCGGAUCAGAUGGAAGAAUUCAACUCCGCUUCGUUGCUCCGAUACGUCGAGCAGAAGGAAGACAGCUUUGUAUAUCAGCGUUUGAUUUUCGAUGCACGGAGAAAAGAAGAUGCAGGUGGGCGUGCAUUGAAAUCGGCUAUCGAGCUUGGUCACCACGGUAUCAUGUACUUUCUCCAGAAAGCCGGCGUUACAAGCUUGACACGACACCCGGUAGAUUUCAUACCGACCAUCAAAGUUGCACGGUUUCUGGAAGAAAAGCGGGUUCUCAAAGAGAUUCUUGCAAUUAGUGGACAGAGGAUUCUUGUUGCCGCCAUUCUAUAUACGAAGGAUUUGGUCUCAUUUUUGUUGGAGAAUGGGGCAGACAAGUCACCGGAUGAUGAUUAUUUGACUACCCGGUCUUCAAAGGUACUUUGCAUGCAUCCUUUGGAAGCGGCACUGUGUCAAAGCGACUGGAAAUUAUCAGGAGAUCUGAUCGACCGUGGGGCCCAGAUCGGCGAGCCUGAGAUAACCGCAAUGGUCUGGAGCCUGCUAAAUAACAAAGUCGAGCCCCACUCGUGGUUUUGGAGUAUGCUGCCAUCGCAUCGCAUCUCGGCUCCUACGGCUAUAGGCAUGGCCUUGAAGGCCAAAAACUAUUCACUCGUUUAUUCUCUCUUGAAUAAUGGAGUUGAUCCACGUGGAACUCCGGUCGUUUUCAAUUAUACGAAGUGGAAAUCAGUAUUUGGUCCUAUUAUCCUGGAUGAUCAAAAUCAUAGCGACAUGGCAGGCUGGUGGAACUUCAAAUUGAUUUCAAAAGAUGGCCCUAGCUCCGUUCUUGAGAUGGCUGAAGCUUCCGGUGAUAGUUCCAUUAUUCGGGCCUUGCUGGAAUCAGGACGGUGGGCAGAGUAUGCCAGGAAUCCCAGGAUACAUGCUUUGGAACUCGGUAUAAAGAAGACUUCCGUGGCGAACACUCAAGUUGUUGUCUCUGGCGCGUCUUCCUUGCAACGCGCCAUUCAAUCCGGGAGUAUAGAGACGGUACGAGCGGCUCUAGAGACCGAUAGAGAAGCAGUAGCAGCUGUUCUUGAUGAUGCUGUCAGUACGGAAAACUUUGAUGCCAUGAACAUCUUGAUUCAAGCUGGCUUGGACCUCAAGAAACACACUUCGGAAUCUGCACAACUGCAACAAAAAUCCACCAUUUUACAGAAAGCGGUAAUUACAGGGAAUCUUGCUCUCGUGAAGAUGCUACUUGCAGCCGGUGCAAACAUCAAUGGUCGAGGAGUCACAGGGUAUGGCAUGGAUGCCUUGCGACUUGCCGUUGAGCAGGGAAAUAUUGAGAUCCUCGGCUUCCUUCUCGAGCAAGGUGCAGAGGUCAACCAGCAAGUUGGUCACCUCGCCGGACCCACUGCUCUGCAUAUUGCUGCGAGCGCAGGUUACAUCGGGAUUGUCCGCAGAUUAAUUGACCAUGGCGCCGAUAUUAACGAUUCGCGUGGAGUGACGGCUUUGGAAGGUGCCGCUAAGUAUGGACAUAUCGAUAUCCUGCAGCUCCUUUUUAAUGAAGGGGCUGAGAUAAAAGGGGCCGGGCUGGUGCCGUACACCAGAGCUAUCAAGCUUGCUGAAGAAAGAGGCUUUUAUUCGGCCGCCAGACUUUUGAGGUCAUUCUUGGACUAA
Molecule: messenger RNA, 2364 nt
Organism: Penicillium verhagenii
Lineage: Eukaryota; Fungi; Ascomycota; Eurotiomycetes; Eurotiales; Aspergillaceae
Product: ankyrin repeat domain-containing protein
Exons: 1
Coding region: 1-2364 (787 amino acids)
Molecular function (GO): protein binding
Source: RefSeq, a predicted model, not a curated record